AUGAAGACUGUUUUUAUGGUGGCUGAGAAGCCAUCUCUAGCGGCCUCGCUAGCAACAAUUUUGAGUAACGGCAAAAAUACUAGCAGAAAAGGUUUCAAUGGAGCCUGUUCAGUACACGAAUGGCAAGGCACCUUUUUCACAGUCCCAGCUCGAUUCAAAAUGACCUCAGUCUGUGGUCAUGUCCUGGGUGUUGAUUUCAUCAGCAAAUACAACAACUGGGACAGAGUCGAUCCCGUCGAAUUAUUUUCUUGUCAAAUAGAGAAGAAGGAAGCCAUGCCCAAGCUGAAAAUGCCCUAUUUCCUUGCUCAAGAAGCCAAAGGAGCUGAUAACCUGGUGCUGUGGCUAGAUUGUGACAAGGAAGGCGAAAAUAUUUGCUUUGAGGUUAUGGGAGCUGUUGCUAGUAGCAUAAUAGGAAAUGUUUUCUCUGACAGUGUUACCUACAGGGCAAAAUUCUCUGCUAUUACUGAGAAAGAUAUCAAAGCUGCUUUCAACUCCUUAGGUCAUCCUAAUGAGAAUGAGGCACGUAGUGUAGAUGCAAGGCAAGAACUUGAUCUUCGUAUAGGGUGUGCAUUCACAAGGUUCCAAACAAAAUUUUUCCAAGGGCGCUAUGGGGAUUUGGAUUCCUCCCUCAUUUCCUAUGGGCCAUGUCAAACUCCCACUUUGGGAUUCUGUGUCCAGAGACAUGAUGCUAUACAGACUUUCAAGCCUGAGAGUUAUUGGUGUGUUCAGGUCACUAUCACCACAAAGGACAACCAAGAUGUGUCCCUAGAUUGGCAGAGAGUUAGGAGUUUUGAUAAAGAAGUUGCCAAUUUGUUUUUGCAAAUUGUGAAAGAACAAAAACAAGCCAAAGUGGAGAGUGUGGUUUCAAAAGAAAAAUCCAAAGUUAGACCACCAGCAUUGAAUACUGUAGAGCUUAUGAGAGUUGCCAGUUCUGGUUUGGGUAUGGGGCCUCAUCAUGCAAUGCAGAUUGCUGAAAGAUUGUACAUUCAAGGAUACAUCAGCUAUCCUCGUACAGAAACUACCAGAUAUCCUGAGAAUUUUGAUCUACUUGGUACUCUGAGGCAGCAGCAAAAUAAUCCUGAUUGGGGGGAUGAAGUGAAAGAGAUAUUGAGUAAUGGAAUAAAUAGACCAAAAUCUGGGCAUGAUGCAGGUGACCAUCCUCCUAUAACUCCAAUGAAAUCUGCCUCCAGACAUGAACUUGACGGUGAUUCCUGGAAAUUGUAUGAUUACAUCACCAGACAUUUCAUUGGCACCCUAGCAAAAGAUUGUAAAUAUUUGACUACUACAGCUACAAUGGUUAUAAAUGGGGAAGUUUUCAGUGUUUCUGGUAAAACUCUGCUGGAUGCUGGAUUUACUACCAUCAUGACUUGGCAGGCGCUCGGCAAAAACGAAAUAGUGCCCAACCUGACCGAGAACGAGGUGGUUCCGAUCAAGGAGGCCAAGCUGACCGAACACCAAACCUCUCCGCCCGACUACCUCACCGAGUCCGAACUCAUCACCCUCAUGGAGAAACACGGCAUCGGGACGGAUGCCUCUAUUCCCGUGCACAUCAACAACAUCUCCCAAAGGAAUUACGUUACCGUUACCGCGGGAAGGAAGCUGCAACCGACUACUUUGGGGAUCGUGUUGGUCCACGGUUAUCAAAAAAUAGAUCAAGAGUUGGUCUUACCUACAAUGAGAUCUGCACUGGAGGAACAGCUCAAUCUCAUAGCUGUUGGUAAAGCUAAUUUCCAAGACGUUCUAAAACACACUGUAGAAAUUUUCAAGUUGAAAUUUCAGUAUUUUGUGAAAAAUAUCGAUGCCAUGGAUCAGCUCUUUGAGGUUUCAUUCUCUCCUCUAAGUGCAUCAGGAAAAGCUCAUUCAAGAUGUGGAAAAUGCAGAAGAUAUAUGAAAUAUAUCCAAGCCAAACCUGCUCGACUUCAUUGUUCGCAUUGCGAUGAGACUUUCAGUGUGCCGCAAAACGGUAUCAUAAAACUUUUCAAAGAGCUGAAAUGUCCCCUAGAUGAUUUCGAGCUCCUCUGCUGGACGAUGGGCAAUAAGGGUAAAAGUUUCGUGUUCUGCCCUUACUGCUACAACAAUCCACCCUUCAAAGAAAUGAAGAAAGGCAGCGGUUGCAAUGCAUGUGUCCAUCCCACUUGCUCUUACAGUUUGAAUUCGAAUGGGGUUUGCAACUGCGCUGAAUGCGAGUUUGGGGUUAUGGUACUUGAUCCCUCUUCCGGACCUAAAUGGAAAUUAGGAUGCAACAAGUGCGACACGAUCAUCAACCUGUUCGACGACGCCCAAAAGGUCUCCAUCUUGGAAGACAGCUGCGACUGUGGCGCCCAAACGGCGCACGUCGAAUACAAGCCGGAAAAGUCUCGGCUGCCCCAGGGGGCGACCGAGGCGACGGGCUGCCCCUUCUGCCACCCGGACUUCGCCAGGCUCGUCGACCGGCCCAAGGCGGCCGUGAUUUCCAGGCCGAGGGUCUUCAGGGGCGGACGAGGAGGAAGGGGCGGUAGCAGGGGCGGGAGGGGUGGGCGGGGCAGGCCGCCCAAGGACAAGAUGGCCGCGUUGGCGGCGUAUUUUGUAUGA
Phaedon cochleariae (mustard beetle) is the source of this 2571-nucleotide messenger RNA. The record is from the annotation of a GenBank genome assembly. Lineage: Eukaryota; Metazoa; Arthropoda; Insecta; Coleoptera; Chrysomelidae.